Messenger RNA from Chelonoidis abingdonii (Abingdon island giant tortoise), 906 nucleotides. NCBI's taxonomy places the organism in Eukaryota, Metazoa, Chordata, Testudines, Testudinidae. The record is from RefSeq and is a predicted model, not a curated record.
GCGGCGGGCCCGCUCGAUACCCGCUGCGGCCGGUGGCUUCCCGCGGGAGCUCCCUGCUGGCCGCCCACAGGGAGAGGGAGCGAGGCGCGGAGCUGUCCCCGGGCCGCGGCCGUGGCAGAAGCUCCCCCAGAUAUGGAUAACAGACGUGAUGAGAAAUGUGGAACGCCAUGCGCUACAUCACAAGAAGAGAUGAAAGUCAGAGGGAAAGACAAGAGAAAGCGAAAACGCAGCAGAAGCAGAUCAUCAUCCAUUUCAUCAGCAUCAUCUGCUAGUACUACUACUGCAUCCUCCUCGUCCUCUUCAUCAAGAUCUUCCUCUUCUUCAAGCAGCAGAAGCAGUUCAAGUGGCAGAGAUAUGCCCUUGAGGGCCACCUCCUACGCACCGGCGGAGCGCCUCCAUCAGAUAAGGAGGCGAACCAGAAGGAGUAAGGAGGACAUAUUUAGAGAACUGCUGCAAUCAACUGAUGCUGCAGACAGCGAGAGCAGAGCAUGGAGAGAGACGAUCAAUGAAAAACUUAGAAUGGAUAGCCAGGAGAGGAGACGGGGGCAAGAGCGGAUGAUAAAGCUGAUGGAGGACCAAACAGAAAUGCUGAGGUCGCUGAUUACUCUGCAGGCAGAGCACAUCCGUGCUCAACUUCCCCUGUAGCCUGUACAGAAUUGCAUUCCAUGCCAUCCCCGAACUCCCCACACACAUUCCUUGCAUGUUCCCAGCCCAUCGCAGUACCCCUUGCCCUUGACUCCUAGGGAUACGUUUCAUAAUGACAACUGGACUUGCUCAUAGCUGUGAGAGCCUCAUUUGAGACAGUACUCCUCAGGGUCAUGUCCCAUGUAGGAAAUGGAAAUCUGUGUAUUGCUGUUUAAUAAAAAUGUAGACUUAGAAAUAAAAAGAAAAUUUUUGUGUCCUGCA